Funneliformis geosporum is the source of this 612-nucleotide messenger RNA. The record is from the annotation of a GenBank genome assembly. Lineage: Eukaryota; Fungi; Glomeromycota; Glomeromycetes; Glomerales; Glomeraceae.
CCUCAGAAGGGUAAGAUGUUUCACUUGGCCUCUAAUAAAGAAACUGUAUUAGCCGAACUUUGGGAUUGGGCCAAGAAAAUUACUUCAUUACCUAUUGAGAAUCAGAAAAGUGCUUCACUUAUCUACCAUCUCAGAAAGGAUGUACAAGGGAUUGUUUGUGCUCUCAAGACCGAUUUUCAAGAACUACAAAUCAAGGAAUAUCAUGGUAAAUCUGAUCCUGAGGAAAAGGCUCACGAUUUUAGCAAUUUUGAGCAGGCAUUCUGUCUUUUUAAUAGCUUCAUAGAAAUAAAUGCCAGAACAAAUCAGAUGUUAUUCCGCAUACGAUAUAUUAAGGAUUAUAUAUGUCAUAUUGAACAAAGAUCAUCUAAUAUUCCCAUUACAGAGAAAGGAUUAUUCCAAUGGUUGUUGAAUACCAAACGAGAAUGCCUUUCUCGAGAACUUCAAAAUAGAGGAAUUUUUCCAGAUCACUUAUUUGAUUGGAGAAUAGUUAAUUUUUUUCGAAAAGCGGUUGUGAAGGUGAAUUCCAUUACCGUUAAAGUAGAGGAGAUAUCAGCAAUAACUAAUGCUACUAUUGUUAAUCGUAAGACUGCUGAAUUUUGGAAAACAAGCUGA